Messenger RNA from Teleopsis dalmanni, 902 nucleotides. Its product is annotated as DNA excision repair protein ERCC-1-like. Gene Ontology annotation, cellular component: ERCC4-ERCC1 complex; nucleotide-excision repair factor 1 complex; nucleus. Lineage: Eukaryota; Metazoa; Arthropoda; Insecta; Diptera; Diopsidae. Gene Ontology annotation, molecular function: damaged DNA binding; single-stranded DNA binding. The transcript has 3 exons. Bases 102 to 878 code for a protein of 258 amino acids. The record is from RefSeq and is a predicted model, not a curated record. Gene Ontology annotation, biological process: nucleotide-excision repair; meiotic mismatch repair; UV-damage excision repair.
CAUACCAAUAAUUAACAAAAAAUUUAAAUUGUUCCUAUACAUGUUAUUAUAAUUUAUUUUAAAUUAACUAUAUAUUUUCAAUAUCAUUGUAAAGAACAAAAAUGUUUGAUGAUGGUCCAGAUGAUUCGUUUGAUGCAGAGCUGGCCAAUCUAGAAAUACCGACAGCACCAAAAGUACUGAAGCUAGUCGUGAAAGAUGAUGGUACCUCAGAAAUUGCGAAAAAAGUGGCCACAAAUGCAAUAAAAGAAGUUGCUACAGCUUCUAAAGCUCCAACUCCGCACACAAUAUUAGUUAAUCCAAAACAACGUGGAAAUCCAAUACUCAAAUCAAUACUGAACGCACCAUGGGAAUUUAAUAAUGAAAUUAUACCAGAUUAUGUUGUAGGGCGUACAUCUUGCAUUCUAUACUUAUCGUUAAAAUACCAUAAUUUGAAUCCAGAUUAUAUAUGUGAGCGACUCAAGCAACUUGGUAAACAAUAUGAUCUACGUGUUUUGUUGGUCCAAGUUGACACAACAGAACCACACAAUGCAUUGAAAAGUUUAACACGUAUUAGUCUACUAACUGAUCUCACGUUGAUGCUAGCUUGGAAUCAUGAAGAAGCUGGUAAAAUUAUUGAAACAUAUAAGUUGUAUGAAAAGCGGCCGCCGGACUUAAUUAUGGAGCGCACAGAGUCAAGCCCCUAUCAAAAGCUUGUAGCUGCACUCACACACAUAAAACCAGUGAACAAAACAGAUGCUGUCACAUUAUUGCAAACAUUCGGUAAUUUGGAAAAUCUGAUAAAUGCGAGUGACGAACGUCUCUCGCAAGUAAUUGGUCUAGGCCCACGGAAGGCCCAAAAGUUGUAUAAAACAUUACAUGAGCCAUUCCUAUGCAAAUAAAUUUAUGUUUAUGUUAAAAAAUAA